AGGGUGGGCUGAGGCAGGAAUGGAAGCCGGUGGGGAUCCCGGGCACUGUUCCAUGCUGCCAACCCCAGGCAUGAGAGGAGGGGUCCCUCCUACACGGGCCCCACCUGGCAGGUGCCCAGGGCAAAAGGCUGCAGAGAGGUGGGCUCACACAACUCCUGGGUACUCCAAAGACGGGCAGUGGGGGGAAGAUCAAAAAGUGAGCCAUGGAUGCCAGAGGGGCGCAGUGAGGCCAGGCCAAGGUUGGCGAGCUUGCCAAGGAGAGGACGAAUGAGGAAAUCAGAGCACCCAACACAGGACGGGGGCUGGCAUUCCCGGGGACUGAGGGCAGGAUUUCUGCCCAGGACUGGGACGCACUGGGUCAGGACCCUGCCUUCCACGCACACUCAGGGCAUCACCUCUUACGGCCUCUGUCCCUGCCUGGUCCUCCCCACACCCAGUUCUUGGAGGUGGAGGGGUUGGAGUCCCAGCCACGUCACCGGCUCUCUGGGGCUCCUGCGCGAGGUACGGCCCUGAGCCUCCGUCUCUGCGUUGGUAAUGGGGAUGAGGGGACGGCUUUCUGGAGACGUCUCGAGGACGGAGGUACUGGCUGCACGGUGCUCACUGCGCCUCUUUAAAUGGGGAUGUCUGCACCUUAGGAACAGAGGACCGGGGCAGGUCCCCUUGACCUCAGCCACCAGGACAUCCCAAGGGCACGGGAGUCUCACACGGUCCACUGAAACUGGUCCUUCGGACCCCAUUUGGCAGAUAGGAAAGCGGAGGCUCAGGGAGGCUCCAAAGCUUACCCCCAUCUGGGGGCUGGCAGGGGUUGUCCGCAGCACCAGUGGACACACACCAGGGAGUCUCCUGCAGAAGUAAGCCAACCCAGGGGCAGACUCUUUUCUGCUCUGUGAUGUCUCCCCUGCACCCCCAGGAAUGAUGAGCCUGGGAGGGGCUGAUCAGCCAAGAGAGCUUUGGGGAGGGGCCGGGGGCCAAGACGGGCACCCCGGAGCUCCGCAGGCAGACGUGGCAUGGCGGGGGCAGGCAGAGGGCCUGGCUGCUGAGUGCUACAGCAGGAAGAUCCUGGUGCUGCCGGGGCAGGACAGGCGGUCGAAUGCCAGGCUGGCUUGGCUGUUCCCUCCAGGUGCCGGCUGCACCUCCUGCCCAGGUGGGCGCCACGUCUAAGGUAUGAAACCUCCAGUUACGUGGAGAAUGGGCAGAGCCUUCAGGGAUGUGAGGCUCACAGCUCAGUGGAGCGUGGAGGACAAGGAGGAGGCCGCCCCAGAGCAGUGCCAGCAUGAGCAAGACAGGCAGCCGCAGGCCCAGGACGAGGACGGAGGCGGCCAUGUCCCCGAACAGCCAGAGCAGGAGACACUCCUCAGCCUGAAGGCCUCGGAGGCCCCUGAACUGGAUGAGGAUGAGGGCUUUGGUGACUGGUCCCAGAAGCCAGAGCAGCAGCAGCGCAAGGGGGCCCAGGGCACCCCAGACACUGGGGAGCCCUCCCGGUGCAGGGGUCCUGAAGGGGAGCAAGAGGACAGGCCCAGCCCGCAUGCCUGCGGAAAGGGUGAUGGAGAUGAAGGCCACCUGGGGGAGUUGAGUCUGAGCAAGGAGGGGCCAGACCUGGAGGACACCGUCCAGGACAGCCUGGGGGCCGCCGGGGCAGAGGAGGAACAAGAGCACCGGAAAUGUCAGCAGCCCAGGACACCCAGCCCCUUGGUCUUGGAGGGGACCCCUGAACACAGCUCGCCUCCCCUGAGCCCCACCACCAAACUCAUCGACAGGACCGAGUCUCUAAACCGCUCCAUAGAGAAGAGUAACAGUGUAAAGAAGUCCCAGCCAGACCUGCCCAUCUCCAGGAUUGACCAGCGGCUGGAGCAAUACACCCAGGCCAUCGAGACCUCCGGCCGGACCCCCAAGCUAGCCCGCCAGGCCUCCAUAGAGCUGCCCAGCAUGGCUGUGGCCAGUACCAAGAAUCUGUGGGAGACCGGUGAGGUACAGGCGUCUCAGUCAGCAGCCAAGACACCACCCUGCAAGGAUAUUGUGGCUGGAGACAUGAGCAAGAAAAGCCUCUGGGAGCAGAAGGGAGGCUCCAAGACCUCGUCAACAAUUAAGAGCACCCCAUCUGGGAAGAGGUAUAAGUUUGUGGCCACUGGGCAUGGGAAGUAUGAGAAGGUUCUUGUGGAGGGGGGCCCAGCGCCCUAGGCCUCCCAUCUUGCUUCCUGGGUCUGCAGGUCCAGCCGGGUGGCACCCUCCAUGUACCCAGGGGAGAUUCCGGCCAGACACCCGCCCCCUGCCCUGGCUAAGAAGUCGCUUCCUGUUACCAGCAUGGCCUACCCUCGCCUCUUUGAUGCCCCCUGCUGCCACCUCCUUUUGCUCCUGGACCCUUCAGCCUCCCUGCCCUUCCACUCUCUGACCCCCCGCCUGCCCUGCACCCACCCAACUCUACUUCUCAUUACUUGGGGGAGGAAAGAAACUCCUGAUCAUUGGCCAAAGGGACUUACCCCUGGAGAGGCCAAGUGCCUUCUAGGAAGGUAAGAGGUUGAGUCACAGCCUGUGCAGAGAGGGCAGGUCACCCCCCAGAUCCGAGGGGAAACCAGAUCAAGAGCUGACUGCGGCCGUGCAGGAGGCUUGAGGCUGAGGUCCCCCCACUCUUUGCUUGCUGCCCCCACCCCGCCAUUUGUGUAAUAAAGCUCCCUGUGUAUUCCCGUG
Messenger RNA from Sapajus apella (tufted capuchin), 2685 nucleotides. It is a transcript of the gene LSP1, whose product is annotated as lymphocyte specific protein 1. Gene Ontology annotation, biological process: muscle contraction; signal transduction. The transcript has 11 exons. Bases 1165 to 2178 code for a protein of 337 amino acids. Gene Ontology annotation, molecular function: actin binding; calmodulin binding; myosin binding. The record is from RefSeq and is a predicted model, not a curated record. NCBI's taxonomy places the organism in Eukaryota, Metazoa, Chordata, Mammalia, Primates, Cebidae.